AUGUCGAAAAACAGAACUAAACUGCGCGGCCUACAGAAAGUGAAUGAAUGUGUUGUGGGGAAAACAGCUCAUGAGUCGGAAGAAAAAGCUGCAACAAGUCGGGGAAAUGAGAGUGAGCAGCUGGAGUCAAAUAUGUCGCCGGAAAACCUGGAAUUUCUGGAAUUUCUGGACGACCUGGAAGUUCCAGUUCCGGAGGAAAACACAGCAAGUUCAGUGCGAGAGAAAAAGCCCCUGCCGCGGGCACCUAAAACUAAUUCAACUUCUAAUUCCAACACCAAUCAAGAGGCUGUGGAAAAUCAUCGGAGGAUCUACCGCCAACUGGGCAUUCGCAUCCCAGAAUCGCCGCCGGAACACCCUUUAAUGGGUUAUCGCUUUGUUCUUAAGCUUUUCCUAGCCACUUCCAGUGACUCUGUGGAUUUCCUCAAUUGGUCUGCUAAUGGUCGCGAACUGGAGUUGCAUUAUCAGGGCCUUCAGGAGCAUUUGUCCAGCGGUCGCUCUAUUUUCCACUGCCGGAAUACCUUGCAAUUCACGGAUCUCCUGCUAUCCCAUGGAUUCGAGCGUGUUUGGCCGCGGGAGGAGUCUGAUCCUCCGGUUAAUGAGGCAUCCAGGAUCCUGCUGAUCUAUCAGAACCCCAAUUUUGCUGUAGGCCAGUUGGAGAAGUUGCAAUCGCUGGUUGAGGAGAGCCAGAAGAAUGGGGCGGAGGCGGAUCCGGAUCCGGAAAAGAAGACGGAGGUUCGACUCCCACCUCUGCACCUGCCCAAUGCCGCUCACAUUGCCAGAAUGAUCCGGCGCGGAGAUCUCUGCUCCACUUCCUACACCUGUCGCUCUCCUCUGCAGGUGGCCCGAUGUCAGUUUCAAACCCUGCUCGGCUAUCAAGCGGACAUGGGGGUCCUCAAGGAGCGCAAUAGCCACGAUCUCUUUAACAAACAGAUUAUGGCGCAAUUGAAUGUGAAACGGGGUCGCAGUGCCAUCAAUAAUGCCCUGAUGGACUUGGCUCCCAGUAAAGGUUCCUUGGCCAAAUUCGUUAAGCCCCACGAAUCGGUCAUCAAUAUAGGAAUCGGACAGGCGCCCGAUUAUGCCGGUUACUAUGGCAAGGUGGAGCUAUCAAAGGUCAACGAAUUCUUCUCGGAAUAUCUGCCCCGUUAUGGCAGUAAAAUCACCGGCUACAAGGAUAUAGUAAUGGAUGCCACCAACAAGUCUAUUGGCUUCCAACAGAAUCUGCCCAUUGGCAUGGAUUAUUCGGAUGAUGAAGACGAUCCCCUCGCACCGAUUUCCUCGGGUCUGGAAAUGGAUUUCCUACCCUCCACCUCGGCAGCGGGAAAGUUGAAAUCUUCUGGACGCAAGGCAGUGGAGGAUUUGGACCUGGAGCAGGCCAUGCAGGAGUUAUGUGGCGGUUCGAAUCCCAAUCCGGAGGAUGAGGUGCCACAAACCAGCAGUUCCAGCAGCAGCAGUAAGUUGAAAGCGAAACCGAAGCCUAAACCAAAGGCUAAGCCACCAAAAAGGUUGGCCAAAUUCCUGGAGUCCAGCUCCAGUGAAAACGAGGACUCAGAGGUCCUUGAAGAAACCAAGUCCAAAAAACCAAAGAAUAUCAAAUUGAAGGCAGAGGAAGAGAAAAUCUCCUUUGUUGUGGAAAUCGAAGUGCAUUCCGAUACGCAAGAGAACGAGGAAACAAUCGUCAAAAAGGAGAAGGAUCAGGAAUACGAGGACGACGACGAAGAUGAGGACGAUUUGGAGGAGGAAGACGAUGACGAUUACGUUGACAAAAAUGUCCAGUACCGGAACGCUCCAGAGCCACCAAAAAGACGACGCUAUGAUCUUCGCAAACCCAAACGAAAACCUCUUUAA
Molecule: messenger RNA, 1845 nt
Organism: Drosophila rhopaloa
Lineage: Eukaryota; Metazoa; Arthropoda; Insecta; Diptera; Drosophilidae
Exons: 1
Coding region: 1-1845 (614 amino acids)
Source: RefSeq, a predicted model, not a curated record